Echinops telfairi (small Madagascar hedgehog) is the source of this 2106-nucleotide messenger RNA. It is a transcript of the gene EBAG9, whose product is annotated as estrogen receptor binding site associated antigen 9. Gene Ontology annotation, cellular component: secretory granule. The record is from RefSeq and is a predicted model, not a curated record. Lineage: Eukaryota; Metazoa; Chordata; Mammalia; Afrosoricida; Tenrecidae. The transcript is spliced from 7 exons. Bases 297 to 938 code for a protein of 213 amino acids.
GGCCACCCACCUUCUGCCCUAGAACGCUGUGCCGACCCCGUGGCAUGGCUUCGGAUCGUGUAACCUGCAAACGCUCCCGUCGACACGCUCACCUGCAGGGCAUAUGACCCCCCACCCCCAGCCCGGCCGAUUUCAGAGGGGUGCUCUGAAGUUAGAAGCAUUUGAGUCACGAAACUCGGGUUCCUCUUGAGCCAUUUCGGAAACCUCCCAAGAGUCAGUGGUGCCACUUGGGGGCCUGACCCGUUGCCAGAGACGGCGCCAAAUGCUUUCCUUCACUAUGGGUUCUGAGAUUCACCAUGGCCAUCACACAAUUCCGGUUGUUUAAAGUUUGCACCUGCCUAGCAACAGUAUUCUCAUUCCUAAAGAGGUUAAUAUGCAGGUCUGGGAGAGGACGGAAAUUAAGCGGUGACCAAAUAACUUUGCCAACUACAGUUGAUUAUUCAUCAGUUCCUAAACAGACAGAUGUUGAAGAGUGGACUUCUUGGGAUGAAGACGCGCCCACAAGUGUAAAGAUUGAAGGAGGGAACGGAACUGUGUCAGCACAACAGAAUGCUGUGGAGCAACUGGAACCUGACUAUUUUAAGGACAUGACACCAAAUAUACGGAAAACUCAGAAAAUUGUUAUUAAGAAGAGGGAACCAUUAAAUUUUGCCAUCCCAGAUGGCAGUACAGGUUUCUCUAGUAGAUUAGCAGCUACACAAGAUCUGCCUUUCAUUCACCAGUCUCCUGAAUUAGGGGAUUUAGAUACCUGGCAGGAAAAUACCAAUGCGUGGGAAGAAGAAGACGACGCAGCCUGGCAAGCAGAAGAAGUGCUGAGGCAGCAGAAAAUAGCAGACCGAGAGAAGAGAUCAGCGGAACAGCAGAGGAAAAAGCUGGAAAAGGAAGCCCAGCGGCUGAUGAAGAAAGAGCAGAACAAAAUCGGGGUGAAGCUCUCGUAACGAAGCUUCUUGGUUCUCCAGGUAUGACAGUGCCAGUCGGAGGGACUGCCGGGCCCACCCACGCAACGUGUGGAGAUGUGAGCGUGUGUCCGAAUACACCCACUACGUGAGGGAAUGCCUUCGCAGAGCAUCCAGACUCCACGAUUCUCCCGCGGUACCAUGAUCUCUUAGCUAUUGAGACACACACACGUGACAAUAUUUUCUUCAACAUGCUUCAAAUAUCAGACAAUUGAUCGCUGUAGAGAAAUUAACUACAAAUGGAAUAUACCAGUACCUCUUCAGGCUAGUAUUUCUAGCUAACUACAUGGAUGUAAAUAAUUUUAUGGUGGACAAAGACUGCUGUUUACUAUGCUUUCUUUCAUUGUGCAUAAUGAUAAAAUAAAUCAUUUUAAAUACGCUCCUAUUUCCAUGAGUACCUGAUCUAACUCAGACAGACUCUAGGGCUUUCAACUUCCUGGUUUUUGUUAUCAGAAGCUAGCAUCUGAAUUCAUUUUCUCUAAUUUAAAAUGGUGAUAUAUGUUUGAUACAUUAAAGAGUUUGAUGAUUUGGAUUUUUGUUCCAGAAAAUAACAUUAAAUGCAAUUAUUUUAUUUAUGAUAAAGCUUUUUCUACGUUUUUGUGUUCUUUAAGAUCAUGUUGCAAUGUUAUUAUACAUAUUUGUAAUUUAUACUGCAUGUAAAAACACACCACAAAUUAGCUAAAAUGGUCACCUGUGUAACAUUAUUACAGCUUGUGAGUUUUUAAAGCUGGUCUCUGUUUGUUGCAGGUUCUAUGAUAUGACUUAUUUAUGUGUCGUCAUUCUUUCCUCUCCUUAAAGCCAUGAAUUCACAAAUGAAGGCCUUUGGUUCUAGUGCUUCAGCCCCCUAGAUGAGCGGUGCUCAGCCUUCUGGAUGCCGCGACCCUUUCCUGCAGCUCCUCAUGGUGGGUGACCCCCCCCAGCCAUCACAUUAUUUUUGUUGCUGCUUCAUAACUGUAAUGUUGCUACUGUUAUGAAUCGGGUGACCCCUGUGAAAGGGUCGUUCGACCCCCAAAGGGGUCACGACUCAGGUUGAGAACUGCUACCUUAGAUGGUCUCUGUAUCAGUUUUAUUUAUCUUACAUCAAGUCACCUGUAUUGUUAGCUAGGAUGAUAAUAUUGAUUCAUUAAAUUAUGAACCAAGAUAAGAAUAA